AUGGAACGAAUAUACGUGUUCCUCUCCUUAUUCUCUCUCGUCUACUUCUUCGAGGCAAUUGGUGGCAGUUAUAUCAUCGCAGCCAUCCAGAAUAUUGAAAAACAGUUCCAGAUUCCAUCAAAAUUCUCUGGUUUCAUGGUUUCUGCAAGUGACAUGGGUUAUAUUCCAUCGGUGCUUCUCAUCUCUUACUUGGGCUCUCGAGGCAACCGUGCAAAAUGGAUUGGUGGCGGAGCUAUAAUGAUGGCUGUAACUUAUCUAAUGAUCGCAUCUCCAAACUUCAUUUUCCCUACAUUGCAAGUCCGGCUCAAUGAAUCAGAUGCUGAAAGCACCGUCAGAGUCACAUCCGAUCUGCUAGACGACCAUGUUACUCUUCAGCAACUUCUAGCUUACCCGCUUAUAAAAGACAGAAUCCCGAGCCAUAUUCGUUUUCAACUCUUGGCUCUACCUGAUACAGAUGGCCCAGUGGCUGUGGACGAAGCGAGUUUGGAAUCUCCACGACAUGCUGAUUACUCGUAUUUUUCCAUUGACAGCUGGAUCCUGGAUGAGGUUUGUGACAAUGCUAAGGAAAUAAUUGAGCAAAAACAACCAGAGAAAGCUAUAAGCCUGUUGAAGCUCUUCAUUAGCAGAAGAGUGAACAACACAGAAGCUGAUAUAUUCCGAUUGAAACGAAGUUCCGCUGCGCCUUUCAGUUACUGUGGAGAACUUGUCAAUAAAAUACGCCGUGGACAUGCUGCUCUACGCUGUCAAGACGCUGGAAGUUCCUCUGGAGUAUUUCUCAUUAUGUUCACCGCUUUGUUUUUCCUCGGAAUUGGUCGCACUAUGCCAUGGAGCUUGGGAGUGCCUAUGCUUGAUGAUAAUAUUAAGAAAAGGAAUCUACCUGUUUACUUCGGUGCAAUCUCGUUCAUCAGAAUUUUGGGACCGAUCUGUGGUCAUUUAAUAGGAAGCUUCACUAAUAAAGUCUACUAUACACUAAAUGCUCCACCCGGUCUCACUGCUAGUGAUCCUACAUGGAUCGGCGCUUGGUGGAUAGGUUUCCUCAUCAUAGGAACGGUCACACUCUUCCCAUCAAUUUUCCUAUUUCUUUUCCCUUCAGGCAAAUCUAAAGUUUCCACAGGCGAAGAAGGACAAAAAUCUAAUGAUCUUGUCUUCUUCGAUAAACAUAAAGAGAAAUCAAAAGACGAGUCUUUACUCGAGAAAGCAAAAGGAUUCACUAAAUCUUACAAAGAAGUCAUGGGAACUAAGAUUUAUUUGGGGGCAGCGUUUGGUCGUAUAGUAGACAUUCUAGCCUUCAAAGGCUACAUCGUAUUCUUGCCUAAAUAUUUGGAGAACCAUUUCGGGAUUCCCUUGUUCAGAGUUCAUCAGUUCAUGGCUGCUUUCGGAGUUUUCGGCUUCGCACUUGGAACUGCUAUGGGUGGCAUUAUCACUAAAAAGUACAAAUUCAACGGAAGACAAGCAUCUCUCUUCGUACUCUUCGUUUCAAGCAUCAAUCUUGCUUUAUACUUUUCUAAAGCCUUCAUUGCUUGUGAUUCUAUCGUGCAAAACGUAGCUCACCACACCGGGAACCAACUAAAUAAUUUCACGAAACCUUGUAAUCUAGAUUGUGGUUGUACAGCUGCCAAACUGUAUCCUGUGUGUACUGAGGAUGGACAUGCUUAUUACUCACCUUGCCAUGCUGGAUGUCGGGAAGUACGAAUAAAUAAAAACAACACUCAUGAUAUCGAAUUCUCAUCCUGUGAAUGUACUUCGGGUGGUGUAGUAAGAAAAGAUUAUUGUCGAGAUAAUUGCAAAUGGCCAAUUGUUAUUUUCUUUUCAACAGUUCUGAGUGGUGCUUUCUUCGCGGGAAUGGGUCUCGUACCUGGAAUGCUCAUUUUGUUACGAUCUGUGCCACCAGCUACACGAUCAGCCUCAUUAGGUCUUCAAGGCUUAUUAGUUUCUCUAUUUGGAACCUUACCCAGUCCGGUGCUGUGGGGAGCUAUUGUGGACAGCGCUUGUCUUGUUUGGGAACAGAACUGUCAAGGUGGAAAUGGAAGUUGUGCUAUAUUUGAUGCACCCAAAUUACGCUGGAGAAUGCACAUGAUGUAUGUAGUGAUACGAGGGUUAUCGCUGUUCACAGAUGUGUUCGUUUGGUGUCAUGCGAAAGAUUUGAGCUUGAUGGACGAAGAAGAAGAAAAGAAUGAAGCUGAAAAAGAAGUCACUACAAACGAGGUUGCCUUGCGAGAACUUGAGCGCUCACCAUCACUCCGUUAG
Molecule: messenger RNA, 2247 nt
Organism: Auanema sp. JU1783
Lineage: Eukaryota; Metazoa; Nematoda; Chromadorea; Rhabditida; Rhabditidae
Source: the annotation of a GenBank genome assembly